GUUACGGAAAUUGUUUUUGAUAGUGACGUGUCUGUCAAUUGAUGAAAUCGGAUGAAAUAGUGUCUGUGAAAUGUAUGGACCUUGUAACAAAACGUGGUUGCUACGCUGUUUUGGUAGUAAUGGUGUGAAAUUAUGUUGUGCGUGUGCAGUUUUGGAAGAAAACUUUUUGUUGACAUAAAUUAGAGUUUCAUCGCGGAGCCAUCGCAGCAAAGAUUCCGAUUUUUGUGCAUCUCAUCGUGCUGCUAAUUUGCGGUGAAGUUUGAUGCCCCUAUUUUACAGCCCAUUUCAAAUUCGGCGCCUUGCUGGUGAUGUGGAAGGAGAAACAAGCGAACAGCGCAUGUGAUUGAGAAGAAUGAGGGCAAAGGUAGAGACGGCACUACUCAUCGGUCACUUCGUACCCCUUUAAUUUAGCAAAUAGCUUUUUGUGGGACGUCGGUCGGCUCUAAUCGAAUCCUCGGCGUACAUGCAACGGAGUGCCACGACCACCGGGCUGCCCUAGAGCUCAUCAAGUGCCACUUGCAGCAACUCAAUCAAAAUGGAUCCCCAAGCUGGACCUCCACCAGGAAUGCCUCCAUUCUCCGGACCUGCAAGGCCACCCAUGACACUCCCAAAUGGCCAGCCCCCCUGGGUCCAACAACAGCAGUUUUCGGCGCCUCCAGUGAACGGACACCACAACCAGCAGCAGCAACAGAUGAGGCCCCCACAGAGUGGACCCUACCCUCCACCCCCAGGCGUCAAUGGGCCCCCGCCUUUCAUGAAUGGUCCCCAGAAGCCGCCUCCCCAGUUCCAAAAUGCAAGGCCGUCUCCAGUACCUGUAGAUUCGCCAAACAGGAACUCUCCGUUGAUGAUGGGGACUAACAAAGAUGUGCCUGGGCCUUUCUCUGGACCACCUCAAUCGCAAGCAGGCUUCCAACCUCGACCACCUAUCACAAUGCAGCAGCCAUUUCCCAACUCACAAUCUCCUUUUCCUGGUCAAGGUCCACCUCCACCUGGUGUCGGCAGUCAAGGCCCACCUUACCUGCAAGGAGGGCCUCCUCGACCUCCGUUAAAUCUUGGUGGUCCAAUGCAAGCACCACCCAUGGGCAUGCCACCUUUCUCAGGUCCUGCUAGCCCUCCACAAGCACCACCUGGGGCGAAUAUUCAGUACACUAGCCCUUCAGGGCCUCCUUCAUUUUCCAACCCCAAUCAACCUCCAACGAGCAUGCCUUACACGUCCACUCCCUCCGCUCCUCCAGCAGCACCUUUGAAUCAGCCAGUAGCAAUUUCCAGUGCUAAUUAUGGCUCUGCAUUGCCCACUCCAGCAUCAUACUCCACCCCUGCAAUGCACCAGCAGACGCCUGCACCUCAGCAACAACCAGUGGCUCAGCAAGCUCCGCCUAUGGCCAAUCGAUAUCCUCCGCAAAAUUCAGCUCAAUCGCCAGUUUACCCUUCCCAACAAACCGCCAGGUCCCCUGUUUUUCCACAGCCAACCACAAAAUCCAUGGACGGACUGACAACGCAAAUGGGUUCGAUGUCUGUUACUCAACAAGGAUUCAAUCGACUGUGGGGAAACAUGGAAACGUAUGACCUGAUGCAAAUGAGGAACAUCUUACCUCCAACCAAAGUGGAGGCUCCGAGAGUCAACCUGCAGCAUUCAUUUGUUGACGCCCAGAACUGCAGCCCAGAUAUCUUCAGAUGUACAGUCACUAAAAUUCCCGAGACCAAGUCAAUUCUAGAUAAAUCCCGACUACCUCUUGGAAUACUAAUUCAUCCAUUCAAAGACCUAAGUCAACUUCCUGUAAUCCAGUGUAAUACCAUUGUUCGUUGUCGAGCCUGUCGGACGUACAUCAACCCUUUUGUGUAUUUUAUUGAUCAUCGACGUUGGAAAUGCAAUAUUUGCUUUAGAGUCAAUGAAUUGCCGGACGAAUUCCAAUAUGACCCUGUUAGCAAAACAUACGGCGAGCCUACAAGGAGGCCUGAAGUCAGAUCAGCCACAAUAGAAUUCAUCGCCCCUUCGGAGUACAUGGUGCGGCCGCCGCAACCUGCCGUCUACCUUUUUGUUCUUGAAGUGUCUCGAGCUGCUGUUGAUACAGGAUAUUUGAAACUUGUGUGUGAUAUUCUUUUGGAGGAACUAGACAACCUACCUGGUGACUCGAGAACACAGAUCGGCUUCAUCACCUACGAUUCUGCAAUCCAUUUUUACGAACUGGCUGAGGAUGCACAGCAACCGCACAUGAUGGUUGUAGGAGAUAUCGACGACAUUUUUCUUCCUUGCCCUGAAAACCUUCUGGUAAAUCUGCACGAAGAUUUCGAACUGGUGCGAGACCUCUUGGCUGAGCUACCUAACAAGUUCCAAGGCAAUCCAGAGCCUAGCUCAGCCCUAGGUGCUGCAUUGCAGGCAUCGUUUAAGUUGAUGGGUUCAACUGGAGGACGAGUUACGGUUUUCCAAGUGACUCUACCCAGUUUAGGUCCAGGAGCGCUGCAACCCCGUACAUCUGGAGGCUCCAAAGAUGCUUCCCCUCUGCUCAACCCUGCCAUUGACUUCUACAAGCGUCUCGCUCUGGAGUGUUCAGCACAACAGGUCGCUGUGGAUCUAUUUUUGUUAAAUUCGCAGACUGCCGAUCUAGCCACCAUCAGUGGAAUUGCUCGGUUUAGUGGCGGCUGCAUUAACCACUUCCCUGAUUUCCAUGCUGCUAGUAAACUUCAUUCAGAACAAUUAACUCGCUGUUUCCGGAGAUAUUUGACUAGGAAAAUUGGCUUAGAGGCUGUGAUGAGAGUUAGAUGCACAAGGGGCCUUGCUAUUCAUACAUUCCAUGGAAACUUCUUUGUAAGGUCAACAGAUUUGUUGUCACUGCCAAACGUCAGCCCAGAUUCUGGUUUUGGAAUGCAAUUGGCCAUUGAGGAAAACCUUUCUGAUAUGCAAAACGUCUGCCUCCAAGCAGCUUUGCUUUACACAUCCAGCAAGGGAGAAAGGAGGAUACGAGUGCAUACACUUUGUCUGCCGAUUGCCAGCAAUAUUUCUGAAGUCAUAGCUUCUGCUGACCAGCAGUGCAUUGUUGGACUUCUAACAAAAAUGGCGGUUGAUCGUUCUCAGUCGUCUUCACUGUCCGAUGCGCGCGAAGCGUUUAUCAAUGUUGCUGUUGACGUUUUGUCUACAUUUAGAGCAACUCAAAACAUGGGUGGAGCAGGAAGUGGCCUGCUGGCUCCUCACAGUCUUCGACUCCUCCCUUUGUAUAUUGUGGCCUUGCUUAGACAUCCUGCAUUCAGAGCAAGCUCGAACGUCCGAAUUGACGAUCGGGUCUAUGCCAUGUGCCAGUUCAAGUCAUUGCCACUUGAUUCGCUGAUGCAAAGUGUAUUCCCAGAUUUGUACCCUCUACACUGCUUGACUGAUGAGGGAGCUCUGGAGAUCGAAGGCAAGGUGAUUCCACAGCCACCAAGACUCCACUUGUCAGCAGAGAAACUGGAUUCGAGAGGCCUAUUCCUUAUAGAUACCGGCGACAGUUUAAUCAUCUAUGUUUUGCGAAACAUCAACCCUGCUCUUUGCCGUGUUCUCUUGGGUGCCAACUCCUUUGAAGCCAUCCCCGAUGUCAUGACUGAGUUACCAGUGCUUGACAACCAAGACUCUGAACGGAUGAGAGCGUUUGUGAAUUACUUGAAGGAGAUCAAGCCGUAUCCGCCUCCUCUGCAGAUUAUCAGAGAGGACAGCAAGUACCGCAGCAGGUUCAUGCAAUACCUGCUCGAGGAUCGUUCUGAGUCAUCACUUUCGUACUAUGAAUUUUUGCAACACUUAAAAACACAAGUGAAGUGAUAGAUGUUCACAUGUCUGGACUGAAGCUAAAUGAGCGCACUUUUAGCCGAUCAGUUACGUUGUCUGCUUCGUUUUUGUAUUGGGGUGUGUAAAAUGCAUUGCUCUCUGAGGGAAAGCCUCACUCACUACAUAUUCAUUUUCCAACAACGUUCAACAAGAUCGGUCUAUAUCCGCCAUAAAUUUUAAACGCAUGAAUUCCGGCGCCACGUUAUGUUGAUUAUGUUCACCGAUGUUGGGUGUGUGUUCCUUUUAUACUGUUAUUCUGAUGGCAACUCAACUGCUUUUCUUUGUUUCAAGUUGCCGUUGUUAUCAAUAUUAUUAAAAUAUUCGAUACCAAAUUUAUUGAUUCACUCAAAGUACUGUAUUUUAAUCAAAGACUUUCCAAAAGAAAAUAAUGUGAACAUGGCCACGAUCCGAGUCAACGUAGCAAUAAAAUUGGAAUUGUUGAUUUUGAUUUCGAACAUAGCAGCGUGUAAGUGUUGAUAGUGUACGUGGAAACGCGGUGAGAAUGAUUUUGCAAUGAUUAUGAAAAUAUAUUUGCCUUAUCAAAAAAAAAACUUUAUUUUACUCA
Molecule: messenger RNA, 4358 nt
Organism: Neocloeon triangulifer
Lineage: Eukaryota; Metazoa; Arthropoda; Insecta; Ephemeroptera; Baetidae
Gene: Sec24AB
Product: protein transport protein Sec24A
Exons: 16
Coding region: 536-3787 (1083 amino acids)
Biological process (GO): endoplasmic reticulum to Golgi vesicle-mediated transport; COPII-coated vesicle cargo loading; intracellular protein transport
Cellular component (GO): COPII vesicle coat; endoplasmic reticulum exit site
Molecular function (GO): zinc ion binding; SNARE binding
Source: RefSeq, a predicted model, not a curated record